This is a messenger RNA of Cladophialophora immunda, 1409 nucleotides long. RefSeq lists its product as uncharacterized. NCBI's taxonomy places the organism in Eukaryota, Fungi, Ascomycota, Eurotiomycetes, Chaetothyriales, Herpotrichiellaceae. The transcript has 2 exons. Bases 111 to 767 code for a protein of 218 amino acids. Gene Ontology annotation, cellular component: MIS12/MIND type complex. Gene Ontology annotation, biological process: chromosome segregation. The record is from RefSeq and is a predicted model, not a curated record.
UGCUGGGUCUUCGCUUCAAGUUACAAUGCUGCUGAACUAUUUUCAGCAGCAUCACAUAUCGCUGGAAUUCAACAACAACUAGGCAGGCAAAAGUCCUGUCACCCGCCAUCAUGGCUCUACGAGCCUCGGCCUCACCCUCGCCUGCGCCAGAGGCACCUGUCGCGUGCGCACCAGGACCUCGCGCAGCGGCACUACAGAAGGUUUUUGCGGGCGCCCUGGCAUCGUCGCUCAAAGCAAACUCGUACACGAACUUCAGUUCGUGCUUCCCGACGCCCGCGAAAUACUGUCCGACUGCGCUCGAGGGAGUCUGGAGACAACUGAACACGCGGUUAGAGGAAGAAUGCAUGCGCGAUUUCGAGAAGAUAUUAGAAGAAAGACAGGUCGUCGCGGGCCUGAACCAGUGGGAUAACAUGAUCGACGAGGCUAGAAGGAGGAAGCAUCGCGCCGUAGAAGGCGAAAUGCCAGAGAGACCAUUGCACACUUUGUCCGCAGACGAAUUGCACACCGCUCACUUCACGCCCUACCUGCAACAAGCGACCGAGGAGCUGAAUACGAAAUUGCAAAAGUCCCAGCAAGAGAACGCGGUCAUGAGGGGAUCAAUCUCUGAGCAACGCGCUGAAAUUGAGCGGCUGCUAGCCAGCCUCGAGCACGCCGUGAAGGACAUUGAGGGAAGCGUCGAGGCAAUGUGCACAGACGAACAAAGCGGCUUCAAUGAGUUGAGAGAGGAGGUGUGGCAAAUGGAACAAGAGGUCGCUGCAACAAGAUAGUACUCGUAUUGUGUCCUCGAUCAUGAUUGGGAAAUCGAUAUGGGAUGGUCUCUGGUCCUUGGUCCUAGGCCCUAGCGUUGGCGCUGGAGGAGUGAUCUCACGCGAGCCAAAAAGUACCCAAAAGUACCCAGAACAAACAUGCCUGUCGGAGGAAAAUGGAAAGACCCGGGGCAAGACCCCUUUUGAGGCCCAGGGUUUCAUGAUGCGACGAUUUGCGGCCAUGAUAGGCGGACAGGGAAUGCAGGUCAUUUGGCGAGGAGCAUCUCAGAUUGAAGCCAGGAGUACGGAGUAUUGAGAUCUGCUUUGAAUCUCAAAAGCGUCUCAAUAGCCUGAGACAGGUUUCCAACCACCGCGAUCCGGAAAGAGAUUGAGGGCAAGUGAGUGGCCAACGCUCCAACGGUGCUAAUAGUGUCAAUAUCGGACAUCCGUUUUGGGCCAUUCGCCAAUCGAGACAGGCUGUCCAAUCACAGCCCAUGUUGGCGCCAAGCCCCUCAGUGUGGUGCAACAGUCAGCCUCAUUCCGCCGUCGUCCAACUUCACGCUUGUUCAGACUGCUCUACGAUUCACCGGCUGUCCAAAGGCUUCGCGGGAGCAGCAUCCUAUUCGAGCCAACAGAAAGUGAUUACUCUGUCUAGAGCCCAUG